Meloidogyne enterolobii is the source of this 3232-nucleotide messenger RNA. Lineage: Eukaryota; Metazoa; Nematoda; Chromadorea; Rhabditida; Meloidogynidae. The record is from the annotation of a GenBank genome assembly.
UUUUUUGUUAAUUUUUGCCAAAUUUUUUUUAAAUAUUUUCUAAAUCGCAAUUUUAUUGUUUACUUGUGUUCUUAUUGUCACACACUUUUUAUUUUAUUUUUUGUUAGUAAAUUGAAUUUUGUUUAUAUGUAUGUACUUUUUAAAAUAAACAAUGUUUUCCUCUCCUCUCUUUCUAAAAUAAACAACAAAACAAUUUUCCAUCUUUGAACUUUAAUUUCUUAAAAAUAAUUAUUUUUUAGUACAUUUUGUUUACAAAAAUUUUUUUUAAAAGCUUUGUAUUUAUUUUUUUCUGUUUAAAAUUUUGUAAACAGAAAAAUUGUUUAUAUAAAUUGUUGGCCUUUUUUGGAUUUUUUCAGAUUAUUUUUUUUUUGAAAAUUUUUUUAAAAUUAAUUUUUAUUUUCUUAUAUUUAUUUAUUUAUUCUUUUUGGUACUUUUCUGUUAUAUCCUCACAAAUUCUAUACAUGUUAGCCAAUGACCGGUUCUAAAAUCUUUUGAUUUGUCUCGGCCAUCGAUGUCGAAAGGUACCUCUCUCUUUGAUUGGAAAUACUGACAGACGGAGAUAUAGUUUAGAGGUGUGUCAUUUCGCCUUUCAUGCCUUCCAUCUUUCGCCAAAAUUCGGCCUUUUUGGACUUUCGUCUUUUGCUCUUUAAAAUCUGUUUGGCACAUCCCUGAUAUAGCUCCUUAAAAAUUAGCAAGCCCUAUUUCCAUAAAUUUUUUUUAUUCUUCUCUUCUACAAUUUUUUUUUUUAUUUUUUUUUAUUUUUGCAUUUUUAACAAUUUUUUAACUAUUUUUUCUUUUUAUUUUAAUUAAAUAGCCAUCAUUAAAUUACUUAGCAGCUGAUAUAUUUUAAUUUUUUUGUCACAUUUUUUUUCUUUUCUUUCCCGUGACCUUUUGAAUGACAAAAUCUUUUAUUCUUUUUUUAUUUUAAAAUUCAAAAAAUAAUUUUUUCUUCCCUUUCUUUCCUUGUUUUUAAAUUUACAUAUUUAAUUAUUUAAAGAUUUAAAUAAUUUUUAAUUUUAUUUUUUACUUCCUUUAACAAAAUUAUGUAUUUAUAAAAAAAUUAUUUUUUUAUUCCUCAUUUUAACGAUUUUUUUAGUUUUCUGAUUGUUCUUUUGGGGUUAGUCUUUUUACAAUUUUUGUAACUGAGAGGCAAACGGUCAAAAAGUCUACACAAUUUUCCCCUUGAUUUAAAAGUAGGAUACCACCCCGUCCCCCGAAGCCCAGACUCCGAUUUUUUGGCAUAACCCUGACCCGAACCCCGACGGCAAACCUCGGUCCACCAUCCUGCCCCCGAAGGCUCUCCCUGAACAGAACUCCCGGUUAUCGAGAUUAUAACUUUUCGAAAUAUCUUCUAUGAUUCUCGUACAACUUACCUAAUCUUGUCUUUAAUUGGAAGAAUGUAUGAGGAAUUCUAGACUGUUUUUUCUUUAUUUUUUAUUCAAAUUUUUCAAAUUAAUUUAUCUUUUUUAUGUUGGGAAACUUUGAUUGUUUUUGAUAAUCAAAUAAUUAUUUAAAUAUUUAUUGAUGAUUUUGGGAAAUAAUUCGUCAUUUUUAAUAAUUAUUAUUUAAUUUUUUUUAUUAAUUUUAUUAGACAUUGAAAACUUAAAAAUUAGUUAGCAAUAUAAAAAUUUAUUUAUUUUUAUUUUCUACUUCCCUUUCUCGUCAUUUUAUUUACACAUUUCCACGUCUUAUUUUUAUUUAAAAACAAUUUAAAUAUCACCAUUUUGUGUCAUAAAAAAUUUGCAAAAUGACGAAUUUCUCAUCAAAAAUUUGGAAAAAAAAUUAAUUUUCUUUACCCAAAAUUGCCAACAAAAUUAUUUUUAUUUUUAUUUUUGUUCCUCCUUUUUUAUCUUUUAAAUUUUAUAUAUAAAUAGCUUAUAUUUUUGAUUUAUAAAUAAAAUCAUUUAAUUUUAAAUCAACAAAUAUCUCUUUCCUUACUUCACAUGUUUUUAGGGGAUUAUUUGGGAUAGGAAAGUUUUGGCGCUAACUUUAAAGAUUAUCUCCAAUAAUAAGACCUUCAAAAUUUUAAAUAUUUAAAAUACUCUUGUUAAUUUGAGAGAAUUUUUGGUUUAAAUAUUUCUCAAUAGAUUGGGGGCCAGAAAUUUGACAAUUUUUGGCAAAUUUAAGGGGUUUAGUUUAAGGAGGAUAUCCAUAGAAAAUUUAAUUAUUUCAGUUUUUCACAAAAUUUAUUUUUACACCUACACAAAAGCCAUAGUUUUAUCUUAAACUUAAAGAAUUAAUUAACCCAAAAAAUUGUUAAAACAAAUUUUUAAUCGUUCGUACUUAAAUUUGAAAAUAAAUUAAAUAACUUAAUCUUUAUUUAAUUUUAUAAAUUCCAAAAUACCCCAAAAAUUGAGGGAUUCUAAGAAAUAAUUGAUUUUUCUCCCAAAAAUAUUUUAAAAUUUUCAACAAAAAAUUCCUUUUCAUUUUUUGGCGGACAUUAAAAUAUUAUUUAUUUAUUAUUAGCCUUUCAACUCUUUUUUUCUUUUUUUUCUUUUAUCGAUUAAUGCUCUCGACUGUCACACCCUUUUUUUCUUUUUAAUUUUUUUAUUUCUUCUUUUGCCUAUGGCCAACCCUUUGUGUGUAUAUUUAUGUGUUUUAUAGCCUAGCUAUAUUUUAUUUUGUGUGUUUAUUUGACAAAUGGUGACGUUGACAAUUUUUGUUUUAAUUAAUUAAUAGUUGAAAUUGUUGGUGAUGUUUAUAUUUUAAUUGUUUUAAAAAUUUUGUUUGAUUAAAACACAACUUUAUUUAAAUGAGUUUUAUUUAUUUUUAGAAUACUUUGAAAUUUAAAAAUAUUCUAAUAAUUAUGGGGACAAUUCUCCGAAUUGACUAGUCACCGAUAAAAAUUUUAUGGAGGACCUAUAUGAUAUCAAAUGCUUUUCGUUUAUCUUUUAGUUUUCCCGUUUAUGAUAUAAUUUUAUUCUACAAUAUGGUCACUAGUUUGUUAAAGAUAAAAAAGAGUGGAUAUUUAAUUUUCAAAAAAUCCUUUCAGCGAAUUGUCUUUUUCGGUUAUUCGGUGAAUUGUCCUAUUUCCUGGCGGUUCUUCUCUUUUUUCUAUUUAUUCGCUUAAAACAAUUUAAUAACCGUUCUCUCUUUUUUAAAAUAAUUUUUUCUCUUUAUAUUCGCCAAGCGUUUUAUAACCUUUCUUUCAAAUAUGGCAUUUUCUUUGUCUGUUUUUUAAAAUUUUCACAACACAAUACACACAACAAACAUUUAUUCCCUCUCUUUUCUC